Hemiscyllium ocellatum (epaulette shark) is the source of this 6626-nucleotide messenger RNA. RefSeq names its product BTB domain containing 8 (gene btbd8). Lineage: Eukaryota; Metazoa; Chordata; Chondrichthyes; Orectolobiformes; Hemiscylliidae. The record is from RefSeq and is a predicted model, not a curated record. Gene Ontology annotation, molecular function: protein binding. The transcript has 19 exons. The coding region runs from base 485 to 6028 and encodes 1847 amino acids.
CCUAGCAACGGGCGAGGAUACAGUGGGCGCGCGAGCUGCUGCUGUUGCUGUGUUAAAGGGAUACCCUACUGCCCGUUUAACCUCCCCUCACUGCCCAGCGUUCAGGCAGCCUCACUGCUGCUGCUGGCAGGUUCUUGCCCUACUCUCGGCAUUGCAUUUUAAAUCCCACCUUUAAACGGUGCCUCAUUGGGUGCCGGCUUCUUGCCUUUUUUUUUAAACGAGAGAGGUGAUAAUUUCCCCCACCCAAACUCCCGGCGUUUCUCGCCGGAUGCUCUCGGGCCUCGAACAAAGUUUCCCCGGUCGGGGUUGGCCUAGAGCCGGUGGAUAUAAUCGCGGGCCUCUUUAUUUAAGACGACUCGUGCGUGUAGUCGAAGGGUUUUAACAUUUCAUUGGCAUUCCCGUGAAUUCUACCGGAGAUUUUCUCUGAGAUGAGAAAGGAAAAAAUACCAACAUAGCCAUUAAGAACCAUAGAAAUCACUUGGAAAUGGCAACAUGGAAUGGAGGAAUUGUACAAAGAGUACCAAAUCUGGAAGAUACCACUGGUUUCCAGGAGAGAGUGAAAAAUGAAAGACAAAUAUUGAAAGAAUCACUGGCUUUGCAGUUAAAUCAGGAUCUUCUUGGGAUCCUUAUCGAUGGAAGCCAGACAGAUGUCACGUUCCAUGUAGGAGCCGCUGUGUUCAGAGCUCACAAAGCUGUGCUGCUCGCAAGGGUCCCGGAGUUUUUCUUGCGCAUUUCUGGAAAACAGUUAAACCAGGAGACUCAGAAUUGUCCACAAGUCAUCAAUGUAGAGAAUUUCCGACCUUCACAAUUUAAAUGUUUUUUGCAGCAAAUUUAUACAGCAGAUCGAAAAGUAGACCAUCUUGAAGAAGAGCUGCUCUUGAACAAAGAGCCCAAUCGAGGAGGAUUGAAGACUGAAGAAACUUGCUCUCUCAAUAGUGUUUUUCAUAAUUUGGGCAUGAGCAGUGGUGAUAGAUACCUGCCAUUUAAUAAUUUUCCUCCUGAUAAUCAGACCCUGGAAAUGAAUGAAGAGAUGUUGAGCUCAAGCCUGUUGGAAGAUGAUAUGCCUGAAGCAAUGUUUGAUAUGCCUGAGGAAACCGAAGCAGCGGAUGAGGUUCUAUCCAGUGAUGAUUCUGCACCAGAGCCAGCAUCUAUACUGGGUGCUGAUCUCUUAUCCCUUUAUCGGAAAGGAUGUUGUCCUGACAUAACCCUUCAUGUUGAGAACAGAACUUUUCAUGCACACAGGGCUAUCCUCUGUGCUCGCUCCAGUUACUUCGCAGCAAUGUUGAGUGGAAAUUGGGCAGAAAGCUUUCAGAAAUCGAUCACUCUUGCUGGCGUGAGCCAUGUGGAGGUGGAAAUCAUGAUGAACUUUUUAUAUGGAGCCAUUUUAGACUUGCCCAAAGAAGUUCUUCCACGUUCAGUGCUUACAUUAGCAGAUAUGUACAACUUGGAUGGGUUGAAGAAAGUAGUCCUACAUGUUCUGAAGAAAGAUUAUUGCAAGUUUUUUCACAAGCCUGUUAUUGGAAUGCAGCAAUCUAUUCUGGAGUGCCUGCAGAUAUCUCAUUCUGUUGGAAUUGAUGGCCUUUACAGUUCCUGUAUGAGAUGGAUUACCAAAUAUUUUGUGAAAUGCUGGUCUGGAAAGAAUUUUGCCUGUCUUCCAGCUGAACUGCAGCGAGCCUGUUUGAUGUCUGUAAUCCAGUCUUUAAAUGUAGAUAAUGUGGUUUCAGUGCUGAUGGACAGUGAUCGUCUACUGUGGAGCCUUCCUGAGGUGAAAUGGGCAGAGCAAGCAAUUGCCUUGACCAAAGAACUGCAAGACGAAUGCAUCAAGUUUAUUGUGCCACGCUUCCUUGAGACAGUCCAAAGUAAAAGCCUCCUCCACCUAUUAAAAGCGCAGAGAAUGAGCAGAAGACCAUAUCUGGUAGAAAAGGUUUUUGCAGCUAUUGAACAAAACAUUACAGUGACAGACGGUUGUUUGCAAUUUAUAGCCGUGGACCUGCUGAGGAGCCAGGUGUCUUACAAAGAGGUGGGUUUUGUGAGUGAGAUCUCGGCCCUCUUUGACAAGCUCUGGAUCUUUCUGGUUCAGUCUUUUUAUGCGGUCCGCCACACGGAAGGCUGGAAGCUGAUGAAACCUCAAGACCAAGAGCAAAUCCAGGCAGCUGCUCUUGACAAAGGUGAUGAUAGAAAGCUCAGCAAAAGACCAACUUUGACGAGCUCACAGCAAAAGAAACGUCCUCUACUUGACCUUUCUCCGUUUGAUGUGGUGGAGCAAGUGUGUAGAAAGGGAAAGGUGCUGUCAACAAAUACAGUUAUACCGAAUAGUCAAUUGACUGCUGCUUCAAAAAUGAAGUCUGACAGUUCAGUGCAUGCAGCAAAUGCACAGCUGUCUGGUGCUUUGAGGAAAGGUGAAGCAAAAGGAAAGGACAUGAGAAAAGCAAAUGAUAAAACUCCAAAAAAUGGAAAAGCCAAUGAAAAAGGUACCUCUACAAAGAUGAAUGCUCCUGCAAAAACUAGACUGGAAACUAAGGCGAAAGCUGAGAGCACUGUUAACAAAGUGAAAGUGUGUGCUGACACUCUGGUAUGUCAGACAGGUUCUACAGCGAGCAACAAAGACAUCAUCGGACAGGAUGGCAAAGCAAGCACAGGUGCACGACCCAAAAUAUCUCUCAGCUCUUCCAGUAUUCAAGCAAAACAAGGGAAAUCAUCAAAGAAAAUCAUUCAGUCUCACACAGAAUCGUCACAGACAGAGAAAAAUAGGAACAAGCGUCACUCUGACAAUCCCGAAUUUCCAAGCAAGGAUGGUGCUGUAGGCGCAAGUGGAUACGUUGGUGGACUACAAGAGGGGACUGAGAUGGACGAAAUAAACUAUCAUGAUAGGAAAAUGGCAUUUGUCAAUAGUCCUACUGAAACUACAGCACAGGAGCCUGCAAAGAGCUCAGUUGGCCAGAAGUCAACAGUUAGGUCCACAAGUGUCUCCAAAGCUACUAAGACUCCUCCACCUGCAUCAGUGAAAACUGGCAGACCGCUUUCUAAUAGUAUGCCAAACAAACAGAGGGCACAAAAUAGAGAUGAAGGGUUGUCACAGGCUUCUAUGAAGAAAACAUGGAAUAGCAGCAGCAACUCAUCUGUUCAGCACAGAGCAAGGAGUGCAUCUGGGGCAGCCAAAACUAAAGAUCCAAAAGGAGGGACAAUGGUUUUAGAAAAAACAGCCCUUAUUUCAGAACAAAGUGAUGCUUCAAAACACCCUACUAAAGUUCCAAACUGUGAAAAAAUAAUGGCUAAUGAAAUGUUUACAAAGGCUAAUAAUUCUAAACCAAUGAAAGCAACUGCCCUCUCUGCAAUAAAGACAAGUACAAGGAAAAUGACACAACUUGGCACCGCAAGUCCACGGACACCUACUAAUUCCAGUAAGGUUGCACUGAAAGAGAAAAGUGCAUCUCUACCCAAUGUAAGAAAGCCAUCAACUAAGUUGCUUCCGGUGACAACCAAAACAAGUUCUAGCCUAAAAAGAUCUGCCUCUAGUUGUAAUGAAAAGGCAGCUCCUAAUUCUCCGUGUCAUGAUGUGAAAAGUGGAACAGAGUUAAAAAGUAAUCAAAUGGGACCAAAUAAUCAGUCACCACUCUUUCAGAAUGUAGAAGUACCAACUGCUUCACAUGAUAAUAGGUUGGCAAAAGGAGACCAUGUUUUGACAUGUGGACAUUCGCAACAAAUCAUUACCUCCAGCAACCUAUCUAACCAUGUUAAAAAAGCAAAUAAUUGUACAUCAGAAAAAUUACAAAUAGCUUUAGAUAUGACUUCUGCAACUAAUUUUGAAGGUCAUACAAUACACAAGCCAUCUAAAGACAUUGAACUGAAGACCAAACAUUAUAGAGCUCAAGAUCAUUCUUCUUCUGCAAAUAAAGAACCCCAAAGAAAUCAAUCGUGUGAACCAAAGCUAUUGAUUUUUAAUGGCUGUGAGAAAACAAAGGAAGUCCCUCUUCAAAGAGAAACUAAUUUUGCUGAAGAAAUUAAAGCUGGCCAUCUUUUUACAGAUGGGGACCAUGUUAAAAAUAAAGAUAUAUUUGAACUAAAUAAUGCAACAAUUUAUACUCACUCAUUUGACCAAACUAGUGACGCUGCAAAGUAUAACUUAAAACAAGAUGAAAAACCAAUUCCAUCAGAUUUGCAUAAAGAAAUAGACGAGUCAGGAAUCCCAGAAAAUCAUGAGCAUUCAGAAACUCCACUAGUAGAAUCUUGGAACUUGAGCACAGAAGGCUACCAAGCUUCAGAUGCAUCUUUCCCAAAGCAAAGCCCAGACACAGAUACUGGAAGUGCAACAACCUCAUCUGACGAUAUAAAACCUAAUUCAGAAGACUAUGAUGCUGGAGGUUCUCAGGAUGAUGAUGGAUCAAAUGAGAGGGGCAUUUCCAAGUGCAGUACAGUUGUAUGUCAUGACUUUCUUGGAAGAAGUAGCAGUGAUACAAGCACACCUGAAGAGCUUAAGGAAUAUGACAGUGGAUUAAGAGUAGAAGUAAAAGUGAAAGGUAUAGAGCCACAUGGGAAGACAAGAGGUGCAAGCACAAGAGAAUCACUAAUUAAUCACUGUUCCAGAAUAUCUCCAGGCAGUAAAGCAGUGGAAAGAGGCAGUGAAGAAGAUGCUGUGCCUGGUGGUGAUAAAUUAGAUCCUGCCUCAGAUAUUUUGUCAUCUUGUGAAGUGACUGAAGAAGAUAAAUCAGAAGUUGAGAAUACAGAGGAAGUUUUCCCUUCCCCUCUUCCUCCUCCUCCUCCUCCACCCCCUCCCGACCAGGGCAUUUACCACUUUCAAGGUAUUGAUAACCUGGCUUUUGAAGACGUUACAGAAAAUGACACUGAGGUUACAAACUUUUCUUCAGCAGCAAAUUUUAAGCGUUCUGUUCUGCUGUCUGUGGAUGAAUGUGAGGAAUUGGGUUCUGAUGAAGGAGAAGCUGAAAGUCCUCUUGCAUGCUCUUUUGGUUCUCUUACUCCGUCCGAUGUAUUUGAUGGUGGUUCCCAUGAAAGUGGCCACCAACGUUAUGGCAGAACCUACUAUUCACGGUACUCACUGGAAAUUGAUGAUGACUUUUUGGUGUAUAGCCAUCUUCAUCAAGAGAAGGCCAAAAAACAAACAAAGGAACCAAGUCCUUCACCACCUGCAGAUGAAACUAGCAUGGUAGCUGACGGUGCAUUGCUGCAGGUUGUUUCAACAGAUAUAGAAGUGACAAAGCAAGUCAGUAUUGAAGCUGUUGCACCCCAUCAGUGUGGUGAACCUUUUGAUGAAGUAGAAAGUAAACAUGAAGAAAAGGACCAGAUGGAAGGAAAUGUGCUUGAAAACCAAUCUGAGGAUAACAUGUUGACUGAAGAAAAUAAUAUCCAGCCUGCAGGUGAUGGUGGUGACAAUAGACCUCAGGAAAGACCCUGCCAUUUGCAUCUCUGCCAGAAAGAACAUUCUUCCAAUGUACACAGUGAUGACGUUGCUACAAAUGAGCAUUUAGCUAAUAUGGAAAAAGAGUAUGUGCAAGCUUACAACUCCACACCCAAUGAGCAAACUAAUAAUACUUUGCCAACAGGAAACUUAGCUGAUUGUGACAGAUCACAAAGCUGCACAUUUGAUCGUCGCCCUUCAAAAACCCUUUCUCCCAUAUACGAGAUGGAAAUAAUAGAAGAUGUGGAUCGGAGUUCUGAGGUAGAAGUGAACCAUGUGCACAAAGAAGAAAAUGAACACUUUGCAAAAAGAGACUGGAUACUACUUAAGCAGCUUCUUGGAGAUCAGGAUCUAAAUUGUGGAAUUGUUAACUGUCUACCUGAAGAUAUCAAUUUAGCAAAGUAUCUGAUCAACCAAACACUCUUCCUUUCUAGAGAUGCUUGUAAGACUCCAGGUAGAAUUGCAGUUGAAAAAGAGGCAUGGUAUAAAUGGACGGAAUUGCAGUCUCCUUCAGAGGACUCCACAGCUAGCAUUACAGUGGCCAGUUUUUCACCAGAAGAAUCGGUAUCUCCACAGGGGGAAUGGACAAUUGUGGAACUGGAAACCCAUCACUAAGCAUACCCACUAAAUUGUGUGCAUUGGGGUGCAAGAUGAAUUUAAUCCAUAUGUCACAUGGUCUUGUCCUUUUUCUGUUGCAUAAGAGUCUUAUUGUGUCACUAUUGGAUGCCAUAGUGGAUAAUAAAAUUGUGUACUUGACAUUUGGUUACAGAAUUACCGUUUGGGAGGUCUUUGUGAAGAGGAUAAACAUGUAUGUCGAUGAUGCUUUACUUUAAAUUUGGGACUCAGGCAUAAGAAGCCUUUGUAAAAUAUUAGUUUGUCUAAAAUUGAAACGCUUAUUUUCAUUUUCAUUUUCUUAGUAAAAUUUUAGAAAACCAAAUUAUUUUUUUUAAAAAUUGAUCAGAAUAGGUAGUAAUGAGGGUAACCUUCGAAACCAAGACAUGUGAACUUCGUUAAAACUCUCAGCAUAAAAGUCUUGUUUUGGAAUUGAGGGCUGUAUUUUGGUUUUUUUUAAUCUUUUGAGGUUUUAGAUAUUGAUACAAUGGCCAUGGGACCAGAAUCUGAACUAAUAUAGUUUUAUCCUUUUUCUUUAUAAAAUAAACUUACAGGAUAUAUGGCACUUUCAUGCUAGCUGUUUAAAACAAAAUGUGAUUUU